Molecule: messenger RNA, 1073 nt
Organism: Chara braunii
Lineage: Eukaryota; Viridiplantae; Streptophyta; Charophyceae; Charales; Characeae
Source: the annotation of a GenBank genome assembly
GACUACGCACAUUAAAUGACCAGCCUUCCUUGCUUGGAGGAGGCACUGUCAGCAAAUGAAAGCGAUGAAGCUUCGGCAGGCUGAGAGUCAAUGCGCAAUGUCGUCGGAGAAGAAAUCGCCACAGCAGACCUAUUCUUUCGACAAUGGGAAAGCUUCCAGCCGGACCAAGGACGAUGACGGAACUCAUGAUUUGCAGACAAAGCCACAGGAAGUUAAAGAGAGCAAAGAGAGCAAGGAGAACAAGGAGAGCAAGGAGGGAAAAGAGAGCGAAGAGAGCAAAGAGAGGGAAGAGAGGAGAGAGAGCAAAGAGAGGAGGAGAGAGAGGAGUGAGAGAAGUGACGGGAGAGAGAGCAAAGAGAACAUGCCACGAUCUGUGAACGAGAGUAGAGCAGCAUUGCAACGGGAGAGAGAUGAUUUGAUCCAGGACAAAGAGGACCUCAUCAGGUCGCUCAUCAAAGCCAGCAAGGAGAGGGACAAGCUUGUUGUGCUGCUGACAAGUACACGGGACAUCUUCGAAGAACUCCAGGCGAGGACGUUGAAGAGCAAGGACAUCAUUCAUCGGUACAAGAAGAUAAUAAAGAGGACGACAGACGUGUUAUGGUAUCAAGGCUUCAUGGCAAGGUUCUUCACUCACUGGAGGCUGAGAACGACGAGGAAGCAUAAGAAACGAGCAGUUGCUGUCUUGUCCCGGGCACAGGAACUGCUGAUGCAAGUGCUUUCCGAGCUGGGAAGAGCACGGGCGAACCGAAAAACUCUAGAGGACUCUACGAGUCGGCUUGUGCAUGAGCAGUUUCAAGAAGCUAGGAAGACCAGGCAGAUGCUUGAGGACAUAGACUCCCAGUUCCAAGUACUGCGGUCCCAGGUUCAGACGUGCUACGAGGAACACAGGCGGCCAUUCAAGUAGCAGCAACUGCAAAGGGAUGGGGUUAACAUCUCUGCAUCGUGUCCAAAUUGACGUUCGACGUCGUCCGUUCUGGUGAGGUGCUCUGCAGGAUUACCGUGUAGGUAAGCCGUGGUGGCGAUCAGCUUGCGGCAUGACAGCCACAACCGAUCGGUAUUACUCUAUAAGCCAG